Messenger RNA from Vicia faba (fava bean), 900 nucleotides. The record is from the annotation of a GenBank genome assembly. Lineage: Eukaryota; Viridiplantae; Streptophyta; Magnoliopsida; Fabales; Fabaceae.
AUGGUUUUCGUCAAGUCUCAGAAAUCAAAGGCCUACUUCAAGAGGUAUCAAGUCAAGUUCAAGAGAAGAAGAGAGGGUAAGACUGAUUACAGAGCCAGGAUUCGUUUGAUUAACCAGGACAAGAACAAAUAUAACACUCCCAAAUAUCGUUUCGUUGUUCGAUUUACCAACAAGGAUAUUGUUGCGCAAAUUGUCUCUGCUAGCAUUGCCGGUGAUAUUGUUCUUGCAGCAGCUUAUGCACAUGAGCUACCUCAUUAUGGUCUUGAAGUAGGUCUUACAAACUAUGCUGCAGCCUAUUGCACUGGUCUCCUUUUGGCUCGCCGAGUUCUUAAAACUCUUGAAAUGGAUGAGGAAUAUGAAGGCAAUGUCGAGGCUUCUGGAGAAGAUUAUUCAGUCGAACCGGCUGAUUCCAAGAGGCCUUUCCGUGCUCUCCUUGAUGUUGGUUUGGUCAAGACCACAACCGGUAACCGGGUGUUUGGGGCACUUAAGGGAGCUUUGGAUGGAGGUUUGGAUAUUCCUCACAGUGACAAAAGGUUUGCUGGUUUUGACAAGGAGAAAAAGGAACUUGAUGCUGAGAUUCACAGGAAGUAUAUCUUUGGUGGACAUGUUACUGCCUAUAUGAAGACAUUGAUUGAAGAUGAGCCUGAAAAGUACCAAACUCACUUCAGUCAAUAUAUCAAGAAAGGGAUAGAAGCUGAAGGAAUCGAGGAACUUUACAAGAAGGUUCAUGCUGCUAUUCGUGCAGACCCCUCAAUCAAAAAGUCUGGAAAGCAGCCACCAAAGGAACACAAGAGGUACAACCUGAAGAAGCUCACUUAUGAUGAGAGAAGGACAAAGUUGAUUGCUCGCUUGGAGGCACUAAAUUCUGCAGUGGAUGAAGACGAGGACGACGAUGAGUGA